AUGGCCGCGGAGCGCCUGGAGUUUGAGCGGAAGUUGGCCGUCUUGGAGGCGGAGAAGGAGGCGCUGACACAAGAUCUGGGCGCCCGAGACAAGGAGUUGGUGGCUUUAAGGGAGGAGAAGACCUCCCUUCAGGACGAGCUGAAGGCGGCCGCCUACCGCCGCAAAGACUACAAAAAGGAGGUGAAGGGCGCCCGCAAGGAGAUUAAUGCACUGGAGGCGUCGCUCAAGAACUUUGCCCAUUCGGACAAGGGUCAGGAUCUAGUUGCCAAGGCGUCCCUGGAUUGCUUGGUGCUAGCCAAGAGGAAACUUGAUCAAGAAUACUCCGACAUCACUGUGGACUUCCCAGACUUGGUGAAUUUUGUGAUCCAAGAGAUGCAAAAUUACCAGGAAGAGGCGGCUGAGGAGGAUGAGGUGGCGCACGCUGGGAGUGGGGAUGCGCCUUCUCCCCAAGGAAGUGAGUCCUCUUCGAUGGACGACACGUCCUCGGAUGCAGAGUAG
Molecule: messenger RNA, 498 nt
Organism: Linum trigynum
Lineage: Eukaryota; Viridiplantae; Streptophyta; Magnoliopsida; Malpighiales; Linaceae
Source: the annotation of a GenBank genome assembly